AUGGGCAUGCUGAACGAUCAAAAACAAUCAGGGUAUCUCCUGGUGGCCCUUCAGUUAGCACCGGCAGUCCUGCUGUGCUCCUGGCUCCUCUACCAACGCGUCCUCUCGCCAUUCGCAAAGGUCCCGGGGCCCUACUGGGCCAGCCUUUCGAGAGUAUGGCUCACAUACCACUCGUAUAUCGGCGAUCUUCACAUCGUAAUGAUGCGUCUGCAUGAGGUCCAUGGCAAGGUUGUGCGCAUUGCGCCAAGCGAAGUGAGCAUCUCGGAUCUCACAUCCAUCAAGACAAUCUACGGAGCGGGGUCCAAGUUCCGCAAAUCCGACUGGUAUAGCGUCUGGCAGGGCAGGCGCAAAUUCGACUUAUUUCCCGAACGAGAUGAUCGGAUUCAUUCGGCCCAGCGUCGCCUCGUAAGUAGGCCAUAUGCAAUGACCUCGUUGAAAGAGCUCGAACCAUACGUGGACAGCACCAUCCAUGUCUUUCUGGAGAAACUUGGCGGCAUGCUUGACAGAACCGUGGAUCUGGGCACUUGGGUUCAGCUCUAUGCGUUUGACGUGAUUGGGGAAGUCACCUUCUCAAAGCGAUUCGGCUUCAUGGACGUGGAGUCCGACGACGGCUCCAUCAAACAAAUUGAGAUUGCGCUACGGUCUGCCGCCUGGAUCGGUCAAGUACCAUGGUUGUACUGGCUCCACGAUUAUCUGUCUCCCGUCAUCGGGUCCUGGCUCGGCAUCGCAUCUCGCCACGGAACACUACGCAAAUUUGCGGCGCGCGAGGUAGCCGCAAGACAAGACAGGGGAUCCGACCACCAAGACAUUCUCACAAAGCUGCUUGCCGUUCACAAAGAGAAGCCUGAGCAGUUUGACAGCUCCGACCUGGUCUCCAUGGCCACGUCCAACAUCUUUGCUGGCACCGACACAACGGCAAUUUCGAUUCGGGCAAUCAUUUAUCAUCUGCUAAAGAACCCUGAAGCAAAGCGCCGACUCAUCGGAGAAGUCGACGAGCACUGGAAGCAAGGAAAGCUCAGUGACCCGAUUACCGUGGCAGAAUCUGAGAACAUGCCUUACCUGCAAGCAACCAUGUACGAGGCCUUGCGCGUACACCCUGCUGUUGGCAUGACCCUUCCUCGCGUAGUGCCCCAGGGCGGCUAUGAGAUUGAUGGCUUCCACAUGCCAGCCGGAUCUGUUGUUGGGGUUAACCCUUGGGUUAUUCACCGUAGCAAGGAAGUAUACGGCCAGGAUGUCUACUCAUUCCGCCCGGAGAGAUGGCUCAAAGAGGACAAUGGUGACAUGCACCGUUUCUUCUUUGCCUUUGGCUCAGGAGCUCGUACGUGUAUCGGUCGAAAUAUAAGUUGGAUGGAGAUGUCCAAGCUUAUCCCGACCCUCUUCCUGCACUUUGAACUGGAGCUUACCGACCCAGAGGCAGUUUUAGAGGAGAAAUGCUACUGGUUUGUCUUUCAAAGGGGCUUGAAUGUCAGGCUUCGACGGAGACAGCUUCCGGCGAUGGAGGAGGUCAAAGUCUAG
Colletotrichum orchidophilum is the source of this 1515-nucleotide messenger RNA. RefSeq names its product cytochrome P450 oxidoreductase. The coding region runs from base 1 to 1515 and encodes 504 amino acids. The record is from RefSeq and is a predicted model, not a curated record. Gene Ontology annotation, molecular function: iron ion binding; heme binding; oxidoreductase activity, acting on paired donors, with incorporation or reduction of molecular oxygen. The transcript is spliced from 9 exons. Lineage: Eukaryota; Fungi; Ascomycota; Sordariomycetes; Glomerellales; Glomerellaceae.